Suillus clintonianus is the source of this 1980-nucleotide messenger RNA. RefSeq names its product putative urea transporter. The transcript is spliced from 20 exons. Gene Ontology annotation, cellular component: plasma membrane. Gene Ontology annotation, biological process: urea transmembrane transport. The coding region runs from base 1 to 1980 and encodes 659 amino acids. Lineage: Eukaryota; Fungi; Basidiomycota; Agaricomycetes; Boletales; Suillaceae. The record is from RefSeq and is a predicted model, not a curated record. Gene Ontology annotation, molecular function: urea transmembrane transporter activity.
AUGUUAUGCUUGACCGCGGUGCAAUCCAACUUCUCCCGAUUUACCCCAAGUUCAUCAGAAGAGUUCACGAGUGCUUCCCGUAGUGUCAAACCCGGGUUAGUGUGCUGUGGCAUUGUCAGCGCCUGGACAUGGAGCGCCACUCUCCUUCAGUCUAGCACUGCAGCUUAUACAUUUGGUAUGGAUCACAGCAUGUGGUACGGUGCAGGCGGUUCUAUCCAAGUAGCCAUGUUUGGAAUGGUAGCUGCCAAAGUCAAGAUGAACGCAAAUGGCGCUCACACAUUCUUGGAGAUCGUCAAAGUUCGCUUCGGUACCGCAGCCCAUAUCGUGUUUACCAUAUAUGCGUUCAUCUGCGUCCUUGUUGUAUGCGGAUCUCUCUUGGUGGGAGGCGCGGCUACUGUGAACGCCCUCACCGGUAUGAACACACUUGCUGCGUAUUUUCUGUUGCCGAUUGGCAUCGCGGUGUAUGUCGUAUUCGGUGGAUUGCGUGCCACCUUUAUCUGUGACUGGACGCAUACCAUUAUUCUAUUCGCCAUCAUUUACAUCUUCAUCUUCCGUGCAUACGGGACAUCGUCGGAAAUCGGCAGCGUGGCUCGAAUGUAUGAGCUGCUCACACAAGCCGCAAUUGAUGUGCCUGUCCCCGGCAAUGCAAAUGGAAGUUAUAUGACCAUGAAGUCGAAUCAGGGUCUCGUGUUUGGAGCGUCAGCGUUGCUGUCAGGAUUCGCGGGCGUGUUUUGUGAUCAGGGUACUCACCCCAGUGGCACAACUAAAGCCUAUAUGCUCGGCGGUCUCUCUUGGUUCGCCGUUCCUUGGGCUUUCGGAUCGUGCCUCGGUCUGAGUGCCCGGGCGCUUCAAACCAAUCCACUGUUUCCAACAUACCCAUUCCCUCUGUCACCGCAGCAAACAAGUGCAGGGCUCGCUGCACCGGCUGCGGCUGCAGUGCUGAUGGGAAAGGGCGGAGCUGUGGCGCUUUUAUUGGUGGUUUUCAUGGCCGUAACAUCUGCUGCUAGCGCGGAGCUCAUCGCGGUGUCGAGUAUUGUCAUCUAUCGUACCUACUGGAAUCCACAUGCGACGGGGGCGGAGAUUGUUCGUGUUUCACACUACGCGAUCGGUGCAUGGGCUAUUUGGAUGGGGUGCUGGGCGACCAUAGUAAAUUCUUUUUUUCGGUCACUAUCGGAAGUGAACAUCGACCUAGGUUGGGUGAGAACGAUUCCUAGCAUUUAUCAUUAUUCCAUUGGGAUUAAACCGAAUUGCCCCAGAUGUACUAUGGGAAUUGUGCUUAGUCCCGCAGUCAUACCUAUCAUCCUCACGGUAUGGUGGUCGAAACUAACGCGGACCGGGCUUUUAUGUGGGUCUAUCAUGGGGGCAAUUCUCGGAAUGCUGGCAUGGAUGAUCGGGUGUUGGAAGAUCAAUGGAAAGGGCAUUCUCGGUUCCAUCACCAUCGCAAACCUCGCAUUGCCAAUAUCCGCUGUAUGCAGUGGUCUUACCGGGUUUAUGUUCUCGGGGCUCAUUACCGUCUUCGUGUCUCUGUUGAAACCUGAUAAUUACGAUUUCGAAGGGACCAGAGCUAUAGCAAUGCUGGAUAGUCCGGAGAACAGUGACCCCGAUUCGGACGUGGCAUCCGCUGAGAAGCGUGAAAAAUUGACGCCAGAUUUCGAAGCAGGACCUAGUACUACGGAUCAAGGAGCCCAAGAAGACCCCCUAGACCACGAAACCCUGCAGAGGGUGUUCAGGCGAGCAGCAUGGUAUUCAUCAGCAAUGUCCGCAAUUGUCAUCCUCAUCGUCCCGUUAUCCAUGUUUUUCACAAACUACGUGUUCAGCGAGCGGUUUUACACAUUUUGGGUGACGUGUUCUAUCGUGUGGGUUUUCUUGAGCGGGACGUUCAGCGUUGUUCUUCCCGUGCUGGAAUCGUGGAGGGAGAUGGCUGCGAUCUUGAAGAGACUUGGGGGGCUUGUGUCCACGAAAUUGUACAUAAAAUCGUGA